Telopea speciosissima is the source of this 558-nucleotide messenger RNA. RefSeq names its product pectinesterase inhibitor-like. The coding region runs from base 1 to 558 and encodes 185 amino acids. The record is from RefSeq and is a predicted model, not a curated record. Lineage: Eukaryota; Viridiplantae; Streptophyta; Magnoliopsida; Proteales; Proteaceae. Gene Ontology annotation, molecular function: enzyme inhibitor activity. The transcript has a single exon.
AUGGAAUCUGUUUCAGUUCCACGUUUGUUCUUCCUCCUACCUCUAGCUUUGUCCCUCAGCCUCUUAAACCCAUUCCAAGCAAAGGCUGUUGACAUUAUUGCCCACACCUGCGACCACUCAGUGUUCAGGGACCUUUGUCUCACUACCCUGCGCUCCAACUUGAAUAGUAAGAAUGCAGACCUGAAGGGGCUAGGAGUGAUCUCAAUCCAGAACACAAUGGCCACAGCAACCAAUGUAUCCAGUCAGAUUUCUGCUCUCCUCAAUGUCACCAUUGAUGACCCCUUCAUUCAGCAAUGUCUAUCAGAUUGUAGUCAGAGCUAUGUGGAAGCCAUUGAUCAGCUGGUGAACAGCCUCGCAUCUUUGGAGAUCAAAAACUACAAUGAUGUUAACAAAGCUCUGUCAGCUUCAAUGACGGCCGUGGAGCUGUGCCAAGAUAGUUUCAGUGCUGAGCCUGGUCAUGUCCCAUUGCUUAGAGACAGUAAUACCAAAUUCACCCAGUUAUGUAGUAAUGCUUUAUCCAUCACCAACCAAUUGGCUGGUUCUCCUACUCCUCUUUAA